AUUAUUUCUCCCCCAUCACCUUUCCCUAUGCCAUACCACUUCUUCAAUCAGUUACUUCCCCUCUACCCCCUCUCUCUCUGUAUCCAUAACUUUCUCUCACUAAAAGUCUCCAUUCUUAUAGAUUAUUCGCUUUCCAUCGGAUCACUAAUCGUUUCGAGGUAUGAAAUCUUCAUCGCUGAAAUCAUCUUUGAUUUAUUGUUGUCUCUGUCGUUGUUGUUAUGGUUCGAUUAUUGGAGUGGUUCAAGUAACGAUUUGCCGGAUUUGUUGUUUUUUUUGCUUGUGAUUUUGCAGGAUCUAGCGAGGUUUUGGACAUCUGAGGCUGAUUGUCCCUGCACUAUUUAGCGAAAGAUGUUCGGAGGAAGUAACACCAAUUCAUUAGUCCCUGUCUUCCUUGAUGAGAACCUCUUCCAAUAUCCUUCAAACCAACUGCAGCUAUUUGGAAAUGUACCAGCCACCCGUAAUGUUGAUCCAGUAAAUUAUUCUGUUAGAGAGCAUAAUAGCCCUGUCUUUCGCUCCAAUAAGCGACCAAGAGAAGCCGAAGCUAAUUUAAUGCAAAAGAAGCUUCAGAUAUCAUUGAACCAGAACUUCUAUAAUGAAGAAACUGAUCGCCCAUCAACCAUUCCAACCCCUCAUCCUGUAUCUACUGGCUUAAAAUUGUCAUAUGAUGAUGAGGAACGCAACUCUUCAAUUACUUCAGCCAGUGGAAGCAUGACAGCAGCACCAUCGAUAAUGUCUUCUUUUGGUGAUGGUGUCACAAAUGAACUUGACCGACAUAAUGAAGAGCUUGAAAGAUUCAUUAUGAUUCAGGGAGAAAAUAUGGUGAAAGGGGUGAAAGAGAUAAGACAGAGACACAUGGCCACAUUCCUGGCUUCCAUUGGUAAAGGGAUAGAGAAGAAGAUACGCGAGAAAGAUCUCGAGAUCGAAACCAUAAACCUUAAAAACAAAGACCUCGUCGGGAGAAUAAAGCAGGUGGCAAACGAAGCCCAGAAUUGGCACUACAGAGCCAAAUACAACGAAUCGAUGGUGAACAUGUUGAGAACAAACCUUCAACAGGCACUGGCACAAGGAAAUGAGCAGCAACAGCAAGUGAAAGAAGGAUUUGGUGAUACAGAUGUCGAAUACGAUGCUGUAUCGUCUAUAGAUCCAAAUAAUUACCUUAAUGCCCCUGGUAAGUCUCUUAAGGAUAAUAAUAGUAGUAUGAUGGUAUGCAAAGCAUGCAAGGCAAAAGAGGUGUCGGUUCUGGUAAUGCCCUGUCGCCAUUUGAGUCUAUGUAAAGAUUGUGAUCGGGGUGUGAACGUUUGUCCGGUUUGCCAAAUUGUGAAAACUGUUGGUGUCGAAGUGUAUAUGUCGUAAAAUAUCGACACCAAGGAUUCCUUCUCAAAGGUUUUAACUUGUGAAAUGAAGAAAGCACUCUAUACAUUUUGCAUGA
This is a messenger RNA of Cynara cardunculus var. scolymus (artichoke), 1429 nucleotides long. Its product is annotated as E3 ubiquitin-protein ligase BOI-like. The coding region runs from base 349 to 1353 and encodes 334 amino acids. The record is from RefSeq and is a predicted model, not a curated record. NCBI's taxonomy places the organism in Eukaryota, Viridiplantae, Streptophyta, Magnoliopsida, Asterales, Asteraceae. Gene Ontology annotation, molecular function: ubiquitin-protein transferase activity. The transcript has 4 exons.